CGUCCUACUCACCUUACUACCACCUUCCAGUGGAACUUUCUUCAGUGUCCAUGAUCCCUGCAGCAUUCCAGUGCCGUAACAAAUGUAGGAUCACGGUACUGGACAAUUCUUGAGAAUUAAGCAGCCUCAGCGACUGCCAAGUGCUAGGCGCAUCUGCGUGCCGGCGCCUGAAGGGUGAGCGAAUGGCGGUGCUCCUCCUGCUCUGGUUGGCGGCUCUGCUCGCCUCCUCGUCUGCCUCCGCGCCGGGCUUCGACUACUUCGUGCUGGCGCUGCAGUGGCCGGGCACCGUCUGCCGGAGCAGCGCCGCCGGUGGCCCCUGCUGCUCAUCCAACGCUUGCUGCCGUUCUGAUCGGAUCGGAUGGUUCACAAUUCAUGGGCUCUGGCCAAGUUAUGCCCAUGGGAACGGACCAACUUGCUGCAACAACCCAGAUUUCGACAUGGCAAAGAUCUCAAACCUGACGAUGGAGUUUCAGAAGUACUGGCCCUCACUAUACUGCAGCACGCCAUCUCUCUGCUCCGGUGGCCAUGGAUCUCUGUGGGCGCAUGAGUGGGAAAAACACGGGACAUGCUCGUACCCUGUGAUCCAGGACGAGUACAGCUACUUCUCUACAACCCUGCACUUGUACUCCAGCUACAAUGUCACAGCUAUGCUGGCAAGCAAGUUUAGCAUAGGCGCAGAUGAUGGCAGCAGGUAUCUGGUGGCGGACCUGGUUGCCACCGUCAGAAGCUCCUUUGGAGCGUCCCCUCUGUUGCUGUGCGAGGGAGGAUCGUUGCAGGAACUCAGGUUGUGCUUCGACAAGGAUCUGAAGCCUCUUGACUGCAUAAAUGGAGGAACUGGCAAUGAGUAUGAUAUAAUAGAACAUGGCAGGUCUUGUGCGAGGUACAUCAGCCUGCCUUCUUAUAAACCUCAUGGUGGUGACACCAGUGGAGCCACGAGAAGAUUUUCCGCAAACAUAAUGCUGGCCUUCUUUGAUGCAUUCUAGUGUGCCCGAUACCACGCGCCUUGCAAUAGCUGAUUUUGGUGUACGGUUUUAGCAUCAUGUGUAAAAGCAUGGGGUGAUAUAUACAAAGUCUAUGCUGCAUCAUUCAACUACCACAUAUCUAAGUGCAAUUUUCAACCUGAAACUCUAAAAUAUCAUUUAUUUUACUCCAAGUCUCCAAACCAGUGAAUUCGGAUUGCAUGGGGUAGCUUAUUUCACUGGCACCCAAUAGCUCCAUGCUUCAAUUUUUAUGCUAUCUAGGAGUUUGUUGCAUGGUUGU
Molecule: messenger RNA, 1260 nt
Organism: Panicum hallii
Lineage: Eukaryota; Viridiplantae; Streptophyta; Magnoliopsida; Poales; Poaceae
Product: ribonuclease 2-like
Exons: 9
Coding region: 183-983 (266 amino acids)
Biological process (GO): RNA catabolic process
Cellular component (GO): extracellular region
Molecular function (GO): RNA binding; ribonuclease T2 activity
Source: RefSeq, a predicted model, not a curated record